AUGCAAUGCAGUGCUCAAAAAUAUCUAUCUAUCUAUCUAUCUAUCCUUAAUAUAAACAUAUAUUUUUCUCUCUCUCUCUCUAUCUAUCUCUCUCUCUCUCUCUCUCUCUCUAGAGGAAAAGCCUAUGCAGUGCAAAUAAAAUAUCUAUCUAUCUAUCUAUCUAUCUAUCUAUCUAUCUAUCUAUCUAUCUAUCUAUCUAUCUCUAAGUCCCUCUAUUAUCUAUCUAUCUAUUUGAAUAUGUUUAUCUAUCUAUCUAUCUUUCUAUCUAUCUUUCUCAGACUUUUCAUCUCAUAUACACACUAUUCUUCUCUUUCACUCUCUCAAACACAAAUUAUUUUCUCUAUCUCUCUUUCUCUCUCUCUCUCUCUCUCUCUCUCCCUCUCUCUUCAUCUCUCUAUGCGAUGCUUAAAUGUAUGUUCUAUCUAUCUAUCUAUCUAUCUAAGAAGUGUGGAGAGAUUUCAGCACCGAGUGGCGAGAGUCAGUUUCGAACGCACCCUCCUCUCUCACUCUCUCCCAAAAAUAAGAGCCUCUUACUCCCCCCCUGCUCUCUCUCUCCCCUCCCUACUACUUCUCCCCCCUUCUCUCUUUCCAGUUGAUGAGUCUUUUACUCCCCCUCUCCCGUUAAUUGCUGAAGAGCCUUUUAUAAAAAUGUUCUCUCAAAAAAAACUUUUGAACCUUUCACUUUUCUCUCUCUCUCUCUCUUUUUAUAAAAUCAAGCCUCUUAAUUCCCUCCUUUCUCUCCUUACCACUUAA
Messenger RNA from Acanthosepion pharaonis, 753 nucleotides. NCBI's taxonomy places the organism in Eukaryota, Metazoa, Mollusca, Cephalopoda, Sepiida, Sepiidae. The record is from the annotation of a GenBank genome assembly.